UAUUCAUAUUCUGCCAGGUUUAGCCCAGAAGCUCUAAACUGGAUGUUUGUCAAGGGAUUGCUUGGAUGGUUUAUGCAAGUCAUGCUCCUGAAAGUAACUCUGCUUUCGUUGGGUAGUGGGGAGGCACCUUUGCUGGACAUUGUGGCAUAUGCUGGUUAUGCUUUUGCAGGAGUGUGUCUGGCUGUUCUUGGGAGGAUCCUGUUGAGUUACUCUUACUAUUUGCUGAUUCUCUGGACAUGCAUGUGCAUGGGAAUCUUCUUGGUGAAGACGAUGAAGAGAGUCCUCUUCGCUGAGAUGAGAAGUCAUGAUUCAAGCAGGCAUCAUUAUCUCCUGAUCUUUAUUGCUUUUGCUCAGCUCCCACUUUUCUUGUGGCUUGGCAACAUUACUGUUAACUGGCUUUUUUAAACUGCAUCCUUAUAUACUGUAGUGAGAAUCAAUUCUGUCCAUAGCUGCUUUUUAAAUGUUUCAGGCAAUUCAGUUCUCAGUUGAUUA
Mangifera indica (mango) is the source of this 492-nucleotide messenger RNA. RefSeq names its product protein YIF1B-like. Gene Ontology annotation, cellular component: endoplasmic reticulum-Golgi intermediate compartment; COPII-coated ER to Golgi transport vesicle; endoplasmic reticulum membrane. The annotation marks the transcript as partial. Gene Ontology annotation, biological process: endoplasmic reticulum to Golgi vesicle-mediated transport. The record is from RefSeq and is a predicted model, not a curated record. NCBI's taxonomy places the organism in Eukaryota, Viridiplantae, Streptophyta, Magnoliopsida, Sapindales, Anacardiaceae. The transcript has a single exon.